Messenger RNA from Branchiostoma belcheri (Belcher's lancelet), 942 nucleotides. RefSeq names its product short-chain collagen C4-like. Lineage: Eukaryota; Metazoa; Chordata; Leptocardii; Amphioxiformes; Branchiostomatidae. The record is from RefSeq and is a predicted model, not a curated record. Bases 2 to 865 code for a protein of 287 amino acids. The transcript has a single exon.
GAUGGGUGAUCAAGCUACAGUGGUUUUUGUCGCACUUUCUGCAGUGUUUCUGCUCUCUGUCUCCGUUGCGGCAGACUCAGAAGGCGAGGACAGCUCUUGUCCAAAGCAGAUGGCAAACAGCAACGUGAACAACAUCACCGUGCUGGCUCCACCGGGACCGAAGGGAGACACGGGACCGCCGGGCCCGAGGGGCGUCCGCGGGGAGAAGGGAGAGGCGGGCCGUCCUGGGAAGCUCGGACCGCCAGGCUUGGAGGGCGAGAAGGGUGAGAGAGGACCGCCGGGACAGAAGGGGGACCAAGGCGCGGAGGGAUUUGCCGGAGGAGCCGUUUAUAUCAGGUGGGGGAGGACAUCGUGUGACGAGGGUACGGGUACCGUAACGGUGUACUCUGGACACGCUGGCGGAGCGUGGUAUAACAGUAAAGGCGGUGGGAGCAACUACCAGUGCCUCCCUUUGGACCCAGAGUGGGGCCUGUACGAAGAUGGAAAUCAGGGGAAGUCCUAUAUGUACGGCGCGGAGUACGAACUCGACACAAACGUACCGUACGACAAGGCUACCUUCCACGACCGUGACGUACCGUGCUCGGUUUGCUACAGCCUCUCCCGCCGCGCACAGCUGAUAAUCCCCGCCCGCAAGACCUGCCCGGAAGGCUGGACCCGGGAGUACGGAGGCUACCUGAUGGCUGAUUUCUUCAACCACCACCGCACGGAGUUCGUGUGCAUGGACGGGGAGCCCGAGGUACUGCCAGGCGGGGAAGGGAACGACAACGGCGCGCUGUUUUACCCUGUGGAGGCCCGCUGCGGCUCGCUGCCGUGUCCGCCGUACGUGGAGGGCAGGGAACUGACCUGUGUCGUGUGCACAAAAUAGGUCGUUUGCAGUCAUAUUUUAAGUGACGUAGUGCGUCAUCUGCCACGUUGUAGAAUGAAAGAAGUAGAAGUCAUAUG